CAUAGCGGCGUACAGUAGCAUUGGUUGUAGUAGUAGUAGUAGUAGUAGUAGUAAUAAUCAUAGUACGCGCCGCGGACUAAUUCUUCCGGUCCCCACGUCGUGAGAAUUCAGUGAAAAAAACUCGCCGGAGGGUAGUAGCGAAGAAAAGACUAGAACGCAGUGCGAAAAACGAAGAGAGAGGAAAUUGUAUAUCUCUGGUACUCUGGAGAAUCUGGAAACGCGAUCACACAGAUAGGUCCAUCCAGAGGGAGACAUUGGCAAGGAGCCGCUCCUCAUCGUCGUUCCAGCAUGACCCAGCCUUAGUACGGCUCUCCUGUCGUAACACCCUCCGCGGCGCGACACGAUACGACACGUAGAAGAAGGCGGUGGAGGAGCCAGAGGUGGUGCUGGCGGCGCAGGAGGAGGAGGGGGUGGAGGGGGCCAGAGAGAGGGUGGAGGACGCCGAGGAGGACGGAGAAGAAGAAGAAGAAGGUGGCGAAGGUGGAGGAGGACGGAGGCCUCGCUAACGACGGCGAACGUCCUCGAGGGUGCGAACCAUCAACAACAGCACCACCACCGACGACGACGAUGAUCGUGACGGGUGGCGAUCGGCGUACAUGUUGGAGGCGGAGACGCCGAUUGGUGGUGAUAGCUCUGCUCUCCGCGGUUUUGGCCCUAGCCAUGGGACCCUCGUCGUCUUCGGGCCACAGACCGGCACCGAGCAACCCGAUCAUGUUUCACACCACCACGAGUAGCACGGCCGUGCCGAUGAUGCGUUUGGCCAAUGGUACCAGCGUGCAGAUUUACGAUAACCAUAAUAAUAACAACACUGAGAGUUCCAAUGAACAUAAUGGGACUAAUUAUGAAACGGAGGAAAAGAAGCCGCUCUUCCCUCAAGAUCUAUUCAGCCUUGAAGAGCGGCGGCGCGGUGCCGUGAUACUUCAUAUACUUGGCGUGGUGUAUAUGUUCGUCGCGCUAGCGAUCGUCUGCGACGAGUUUUUCGUACCGUCGCUAGACGUAAUCAUCGAGAAAUUCGACAUCGCCGACGACGUAGCCGGUGCCACUUUCAUGGCGGCCGGUGGAUCGGCGCCCGAACUCUUUACAUCGAUCAUAGGCGUGUUCGUGUCGUUCGACGACGUCGGCAUCGGCACUAUCGUCGGUUCCGCCGUCUUCAACAUCCUCUUCGUAAUUGGCAUGUGCGCUAUAUUUUCGCGUACGGUACUGUCGCUCACAUGGUGGCCUCUAUUUCGUGAUUGUACCUUCUACAGCGCCAGUCUCCUCACCCUGAUCUACUUCUUCCGCGACAGUUAUAUUUACUGGUAUGAAGCGCUUGUGCUCUUUGGAUUCUACUUGGGAUAUGUGAGCUUCAUGAAGUGGAACCAGCCGAUGGAGAAACUCGUCAAAAGGGUACUUUACAGGAACAAGGUGACCCGAGUCAGGUCUACCGAUCAGCUGAUGCCCUCGCACCAGAGCGCCGCUCAGGCAUUGCAGCAUCCGAACGCGACCAACAGUAGCGAGACGAGCGUGGGUGGCGUGUCGGGUGCGUGCGGAAGCAGCGGCAUACCGGCGCCCGGGGAGGCCGGAUGCAGCAGCAGGGGUGGCAGUAGCAGCGGCGCUGGCGGGGGGGGCGGCGGCACCGGACAAGGCUGCGAGCAGACCCGCGGGGGCCCGUCUCACUCGUCACGGGAGAGCCACGCUAAAUUCCGUCACGGCCUGCUGCAGCUUAUGAUCCACACGAUCGAUCCGCUCCACGACGGCAAGGUGGACGAGAAAGCGACACAGCUGCACGCGAUAGCGUCGCUGAAGGUGCUGCUGGAUGCCACCAGGCCGCAUAACGGCGCCGCGACAUCGACCGCCGCCCAUUAUUCCGGCGCUCCCUCGAAGGAGACGACCCUGCAGCUGCAGCAGGGCUCGCAAGGAACCACCACCACUACCACGACUACGACUACCACCGCCGGCACUACCGCUGGCAUUCAGGAACUUCCUAAUGGCGGUAUCGCCGCCGGUCUCGACGCUGGCCUCGAAUCGGGCGAAGAGGAUGAACCUCCGGAGGCCUUGGAUAUGGGUUGGCCCAGCAGUCCAAGAAAAAGGCUGACUUACAUCUUGGUCGCGCCAAUCUUAUUUCCUCUUUGGUUAACGUUACCAGAUACGAGAACACCUAGAGGAAAGAAGUUUUUCCCGAUAACUUUCAUCGGCUCGAUCUUCUGGAUCGCGGCGUACUCGUACCUGAUGGUUUGGUGGGCGAAUGUCGCCGGCGACACAGUAGCCAUACCGCCGGAAGUGAUGGGCCUGACGUUCCUCGCAGCCGGCACCAGCAUACCGGACCUUAUCACGAGCGUAAUCGUGGCGCGAAAAGGAUACGGCGAUAUGGCCGUGUCGAGUUCCGUUGGCAGCAACAUCUUCGACGUGACCGUUGGGCUUCCGGUUCCGUGGCUCCUGUAUGGUUUGAUCUACGGGAAACCCGUGGAGGUGAACUCAGUGGGCAUGGUGUGCAGCAUAGCGAUACUGUUCUGCAUGCUGCUCUUCGUGAUUUUGAGCAUCGCCUGCUUCAGAUGGAAGAUGAACAAGGGCCUCGGUUUCACGAUGUUCAUCCUCUACUUCGUCUUCGUCGCCGUCUCGCUGAUGUUCGAGUACGAAUGGUUGGUCUGCCCGGUGUAGGACAGCCGGCGCAGCAGAGGCAUUAGAAUCUUCUUCGGAAGAAAGGCGACACGUCUGCGAACGGACGCACACUUACGAGUCUCGUCAUCAUCAUCGUCAUCGUCGUCGGCGAGUCUCGACCGACGAGAGAACUCUUCCUUGCGGUCGAGCCGAGAAGAAAAUCGCGCAAACCCAGUCAUUACCUUCCCGCGUGCGCGUGAAGGAAAUUUAAUGAUCGAACGGCAAUAGCAGCACCAUGAACACACAUAUACACAAACACAUACAUAUAUACAUACACGCACAAGUACACACACACACACACACACACAUAUACACGGUACUAUCACCGAUCAUCAGGUUACAGCAGUUUUGUGUAUCACGCAGAGGCGUUUUGUUCUUAUAGUCGCGCGCGAGAGGUGUACAUAUUGUAUAAAUCUUGAAAUACCUGAAACGAAAUACUCGUCUUGUUAAGAAUUAAUCGAGCGUGCCACUUCGCUCGAGUGCGCUACUUUAUUAUUUAGGCAUGGCGAGCGCGUUAGCUGAUCGUGCCAAGGACCAAACCAGCAUAAUUUUAUAUAAUCCGUAGAAAAAUCCUUUGGCACAUGUAUAUAGUUCGAGUCUCUCUGGUCAUACUCUUCUUUCUUUCUUUUUCUUCUUCCUCCUUCUCGUUCUCUUGUCGCUUAAUAAGCUGUGCGUGAGACGAAUUGAUAAUUGCGCGAUUGCCUAUUAAUUCAUUGAUCAGACUUUUGUAACAAAAGUCUACAAAAAAUUAUAUCUUACAUAGUAGUCUUCUCGAUCAAAAAGUUUCCACGUCUAAUCAUCGCGCGUAUCGCAUCAAAUGUCGCUUGAUUCACCGAAUAUUUAUCGAAACGUUUUUUACGCGUUUUCUUUCUUUUUUUUUUUUUAAUUUACCUACACAUUCAAUAGCAAUAAUAUUACUUUGUAGUGUACACAAUGUUCCAGUGAGGCUUCUCUCGUUUGACUCCUUGGCAUGCUCACGUAUUCGAAUAUAUUAUAUAUAACGUUAUCCUUAGAGAAAAAGAGAGAGAGAGAGAGAGCAAGUGACCUGACCGCUCGCCGAUUUUCCUCUAAAGUAGAACUCUCUUCACUUCUAAUCGUAGAAUAGUUCGAUAUAACUUUAAUCUAUUAUGCUCACAAAAUUCCAACUUGAUACGGUGUGCUGUUCGACGUUUCGACGGUUUAUACUCAUGAAUCUCGAAUGUAUGCUAUAUGUUUACUUUUCGUUUACAAGUCUUUUUACUUUUAUGUACUAAUCACAACGCUAUACUACAUAUAAAUUAUGCAUGUAUUAUGCAAGCUUUUGCAGCAAGAUUAUAAAAAAUAUCUUCUUUCUUCCCAUAUUUAUGAUGAAGAUUCCUAAUACAUUAUAUAAAUUAUCACAUUAUUUUAAUUAAAGUAAAAUUGUGUUCGGUCAGUUAAAAUAUAAAAUCUUUCAUGUAUUCGAGACUUUACAUUAGAAAGAUAUCAUUGAAAGUCUUUAAAUAUUGAUUCAUUAAACGAUAUGAUUCAGAUAUUGAUAAACACAUGUCACAAACGAAACGGUCGACCAUCGCAUUGGAUUUUCAGUAUACGAUCGGAACGGAUGUUGCUAUGUGAAUAAGAUAGAGUAGUGAUAAAAAUGCGAGACGUUUUUUAGCAAUCAAUUGAUCUUGCCUGUGCUGAUUAUAUUUUCGCUUUUCACUUUCUUAAAUUGCUAGGAGCAAAUUCAUCCAUUUAGCUCUCUUUAAUUGUCCAUUUAAUAUUUGAUUCAGUGGAAACAUAAAUUAUUUUUAGGAAAUGUAUUAUAUUUUCACGAAAAAUCGUCCAAAUCGUAGCAAUUUAUUUAUUGCUGAUCAGCAUCAAAUGAAUUCAUUCGAAUAAUGCAAAAUACGUCUCGUUCGCAUAAGACAUUUAGAUCCGAUUCCGAGCGUGUUUUUUAAAUACAAUUACUAUCACUACUCUCGUAACUAUAAUCUGUAAGCGAAAGCAAACCUUCCUAAGUGCAUGAAGAAAACUCUUGCAAAUCGCAUAUUCGAAUUGAUAAAUAGAUUGCGCGAGGAUUCUCAUCUAAUCAAUCGAGAACACUUGUAUCGCUUGUUGAUGCACUUUACGCACAAUCGAAUCCUCGUGGUGUGUGCGACCUUUUCUCUGCAUAGAGAAAGUAUCGAGACGAUAUUUGCAAAAACUAUAUUUACGGAACGUGCAGAUAACGCGUUAUUAUGAUACGUUCGUAAAAAGAAACGAGCACGAGUUGCUUAGACGUUGCACUUUUCGUGAUAUCGCUUGAUACUCUCCAAGCAACUAUUCUUUUCCCUACAUUCUUUCAAAUUUUUGACAUUGCAUUACGACGCACUACUAAAAGAUAUUAUUAGAAAUUAUUAAAUAUUAACUUAAUAUUAUGGUUGUUACGUGUACACACAGUAAAGGCAAAUGAGUAACAGAAUGAAUAACGAGUUCACAGAAGUAUGCAUGUGUGCGAGAUUGAGAAAGAAAGAGAGAGAGAGAGAGAGAGAGAGAACGAUAAUGGGUAAGAAAGAGAAGGAGAAAAAUAUAAUAAAUAAGAUAUAGAAUUUAAAGUGUGACAGAAUGAGCGAUUUUUAAGUUACAGGAGGACCCGUGUUGUAAAAAGCGUUUGUAAAGGAUACGUUUUAAGGACAUAGAAAUAAUAGUUAUAAUGUGAUAUCGAUUAUAUUAACGUACGAGAUGAGAAGAAAAUGUUAUACGAACCUACCAUGUUUCGAAAAACAAACAGAGAAGUGAUAUUCUACGCCUAAAAGCGGCCUAGCUUUUUAUUAAGCCCACAGCUGAUGCAAAAAUCGAUCCGUGGCGCAAAGAGAUAAGAAAGAGACCAUAAUUAUAUAAAAAGAAAUACUGUCAACGUUAAUUGAUAAGGCGAAAUUUAGAUUAUACUCGUACGUAUGAAGAAAAUUUGGUGCGACGCGAAACGCAUUAUAUGGAGAAUAUGAAUAUACACGUAUAUUAUAUUCGCAUAUAAUG
Molecule: messenger RNA, 5613 nt
Organism: Cataglyphis hispanica
Lineage: Eukaryota; Metazoa; Arthropoda; Insecta; Hymenoptera; Formicidae
Gene: Nckx30C
Product: sodium/potassium/calcium exchanger Nckx30C
Exons: 7
Coding region: 568-2637 (689 amino acids)
Biological process (GO): calcium ion transmembrane transport; intracellular calcium ion homeostasis
Cellular component (GO): membrane
Molecular function (GO): calcium channel activity; calcium, potassium:sodium antiporter activity
Source: RefSeq, a predicted model, not a curated record